Molecule: messenger RNA, 8769 nt
Organism: Petromyzon marinus (sea lamprey)
Lineage: Eukaryota; Metazoa; Chordata; Hyperoartia; Petromyzontiformes; Petromyzontidae
Product: huntingtin-interacting protein 1-like
Biological process (GO): clathrin coat assembly; endocytosis; actin filament organization
Cellular component (GO): cortical actin cytoskeleton; presynapse; clathrin-coated vesicle
Molecular function (GO): phosphatidylinositol-3,5-bisphosphate binding; actin filament binding; phosphatidylinositol-3,4-bisphosphate binding
Source: RefSeq, a predicted model, not a curated record
UCUCAGCUUGUGGAGCGUGCGCGUAUAAGAGAGAGAGAGCCAGCGCCGUUAGCUGUUCGUGCAGAGAAAGGGAGAGAGAGGAAAGCGAGAGAGAGAGAGCAGCAAGUAAGCCAUGAUGCUUGGCUGGCUGUGCCUAAAUCUACGUGUGCAGCCAUUUGGGUGAUAUUUAACGGGGGACGGACGUUGCAAAAAGAGAAGAAAGGAAGCAAAAAAAAACGGGACCACAUAAAAAAAAAGAGACAACAGACGGUUCAGUGACGGGCCGAGCUUUCUUGACGGCUGCCAGUGACUCAACAAGUCCCGCGGAAUAAGCUCGAGAAAAGUUGCAAGCGAGCAUCAACAGCGCAGGGGUGUCGGCUCGGGAGAACUGUACGAGUUUCCAUGCCAUGGCGGAUCACAAGCUGACGGUGAGCGUAAACAAGGCCAUCAACAGCCAGGAGGUUCCUGUCAAGGAAAAGCAUGCUCGCAUGUGCAUCCUGGGCACGUACCAGGAGAAAGGUGCCCACACCUUCUGGUCCGUAGUCAAUCGGCUGCCGCUGUCCAGCAAUGCCGUGCUGAGCUGGAAGUUCUGUCACGUGUUCCACAAGCUGCUUCGAGAUGGCCACCACAACGUUUUGAAGGAUUCCUUGCGUUACAAGAGUGAGCUGAAUGACAUGGGAAGAAUGUGGGGACAUUUGAAUGAAGGAUAUGGCCGGAUGGUGAGCAUGUACGUGAAGCUGCUCAUUACCAAGAUGGAUUUCCAUAUAAAGAACCCAGCCUUCCCCGGGAACCUCAUGAUGACGGACGCUCAGCUGGAGGCAACGGGGGAGAACGACGUUAAUAACUUUUUCCAGCUGACAGUGGAAAUGUUUGAUUACUUGGAAUGUGAACUCAUCCUCUUCAAUGCUGUAUUCAGCUCAAUGGACAUGUCACGGCCUGUGUCCAUGACCACGGCGGGACAGUGCCGACUGGCACCGCUCAUCCCCGUCGUUCUGGACUGCAGCCACCUGUACGACUACAUCGUCAAGCUGCUUUUCAAGCUGCAUUCAUGUCUUCCUGCUGAUACACUGCAAGGUCACAGGGACCGAUUUCUGGAGCAGUUUAAGAAGUUGAAGGAAUACUUGCAUCGCUCCAGCAACCUGCAGUACUUCAAGAGGCUCAUUCAAAUCCCUCAGUUGCCAGAGAUCCCCCCCAAUUUCCUGCGUGCGUCGGCGCUGUCCGAGCACGUGAGCCCAGUGGUGGUGAUCCCCGAGGAGUCGGCGUCUCCGGACAGCGAGGCUGUGCUGGAGACGGACGAUCUGGUGGACACGGACUCCACCUCAACACAGAGCCAAUUCGACGACCGUUUUGAUGACUUGUUUGGAAGUUCCACAGUCAGCACACCUUUCAACUUCAACAGCCAGAAUGGUGUCUCCCGGGACGAGCGGGACAAGCUUAUCGAGCAGCUUUACAGGGAGAUCAACGCCUUGAAAGAGGAGCUGGACACCCAACGGCUGGAGACGGAGCGCGUGGCGUCGGCCCUGCGUAGCCGACUUGGGGAGCUGGAGGCCGAGCUGGCGGAGGCACGGCACCUGCGUGGCCAGGCGUGGGACGAGACGGAGUUUCUGCGCACCGAGCUCGAGGACGUCAAACGGCGAUCCGAGGACACGGAGAAGACCCAGAAGAGUCUCACUGAGAUAGAGAAACGGGCGCAAGCGAAUGAACAGCGCUACAACAAGCUGAAGGAGAAGUACACGGGACUGGUGCAGAACCACGCGGACUUAUUGCGCAAGAAUGCAGAGGUGGCUCGCCAGCUUACAACCGUGCGGCAGGCCAAGGAGGAGGCAGAGACUGCUCGGCAGCAGCUGCAGUCCUCCAUGCAGAGCAUCAUGCACCGAGCAGAGGAGCAGGUUCGGAGUCAGAGCGAGGGCGUGGAACAGCUGCAGCAGGAGCUCGAGACGGGCAGGCAGGCGGUGGCCUCCCUGAAAGAGGCGCUGCGCUCAUCACAGGAGGCUAGCUCGGAACUGAGUGCCAGGCUGACCGCACUGGAAGCUGAGCGGGCAGAUGUGGAACGUGUGUCAGGCGAGCGGGCGAGCGCGAUGCAGACCCUGCAGUCACGCCUGGACGAGACACUGAGCACAUCCAAGGCAGAGGCGGAACGCUCCGAGCAGGAACUGAGUGCGCUGCAAAGCCAACUCUCCCACAAGGUUGAGCAGGAGGGCGUGCUGAAGGCCCAGUUGCUGGCUGACCAGAAGGCCCUGCUUGACUGUGCUAUGGCGGAGGCAGAGCACAUGGUGCAGAGUGCUUUGGAGCAGCUGGAUGACCCUGCACAUAUGGGCUGCACAGCCUCACCUGAUUACUUGAUCUCGCGAGCGCAGUGUGGUGUGGACAGCACGGAUAGGCUCAAGGAAGGGCAUUCACAGUUCUUGGCCAACAGCCAUGACGCAAGCGGGCUACUGGGCAGCGUGGCAGCGUUUGCGCACGUGGUGAGCGACGUUAUAGUGCAAGGCACCGCCACUUCCCAUGCGUCGCCCAUUGACCAAGCCGACAAACUGUCGGACUUGUGUCGCCACUGUGGAACACAAGCGCUGACAUUCCUCGGCUCCCUGAAGGACUCUGCAUCUGCCGAGGAGGCCAGUCCAACCCACACAAGAGAAGCCCUGCUUGCUAUCCUCGCCAUUGCACAGGAGCUGCGUCCACGAGGCUUGGACGUGAAGCCAGGGGAGCUGGGAGAUCUCGUGGAGCAGGAGAUGGCUGCGACGGCGGCCGCCAUCGAGGACGCCGCCGCACGGAUAGAGGAUAUGUUGAGCAAGGCACGGGCGGAGGAGAGGGGAGUAAAGUUGGAAGUAAAUGAAAGUCCGAGUGUGGACAGGCUUAGUCUCCUUCUUAACAACGUGAACCCUGGCAGUGAGGUGAUGGAGAUUCUUGCCUCCUGUACAGAUCUGAUGAAGACCAUAAGAGCUUUGAUUCUGGCCUCUAAAGAUCUUCAGAAGGAGAUAGUGGAUGAAGACAGGGGGGCGACCUCACAGAAGGAGUUUUAUGCCAAGAAUUCUCGCUGGACGGAGGGACUGAUCUCAGCUUCCAAGGCUGUGGGAUGGGCUGCCACUAUGCUAGUGGAUGCAGCAGACCAGGUUUUAAAAGGUAACGGCAAGUUCGAGGAGCUGAUGGUGUGCUCGCGCGAGAUAGCGGCAAGCACGGCACAGCUGGUGGCCGCCUCCAAGGUUAAGGCGAACAAGGGCAGCACUAACCUGCAGCGCCUGCAGCAGGCGUCGCGCACCGUCAAUGAGGCCACCGCCAGCGUGGUGGCCUCCACCAAGUCUGGAAAGGCGCAGAUUGAGGAGAAAGAAACAAUGGACUUCUCCAGCAUGACUCUGACUCAAGUGAAGAGACAAGAGAUGGACUCCCAGGUACGGGUGCUGGAGCUGGAGAGCCUGCUGCAGAAGGAGCGCGAGCACCUGGGGGGCCUGCGUAAGAAGCACUACGAGCUGGCGGGGGUGUCGGAAGGCUGGGACGAGGAAGAUCAAAAAUGAACAUUCUUGGGAUCAACUGUCAAAGUCUUCGGGAAAAUAUGAAACGGAAAAAAUCAGCACAAAAUAUUCUUCACCCUUUUAUACAUUUUACAUUAAACAAAAUAAUCAAAAAGAAAAAAACACUUUUUCAGUAUUUCUAUAUGGAGUAUUUUAACUGUGUCAGGUUGAUGAUCUUAAUUUUCUGUUUGUACCAGCUGAUGCCGUGGACUGUACAGUUUUUCCAUGGGGGGCAGCCGGGUAAAUGUACUGCACCACACAUUUCACAUGUUUGAGUAAUUCUACUGUUAACAGAGAAUUGCUUUUUUUUGUUUAAAUGUGCACGGAUUCGUUGAGUAACACAUGCCUGUUAUCAUUUAGGAAUAUUUUUUUAGCAUACAUUGAUGCAUUUCGCCAAUGUAUUUGCCACCCCAUGACCUUUGUGAGGAUUUUUUAAAAACUCAUUGAAGGGUUAUUGACUCCUAAUCUGGAGUCGUGAACGACCACUGAAUUUUAAAUCAUUGACUUGUUUUUUUCUGUAUAAACAAAAAAAAUAACAAUUAAAAUUUUAAUUAACUUUAUAAUUGAGCAGCUCAUUGCUGUACAUUAUCAUUUGCUCUGAAAAAGACAAGUGCUUGAGAUUUGAGCCCACUAUGUAUAUAUAUGUUUUUCAAAGGCAGAGUUAAUAAUUACAUUGCGUAGUGUUACAGGAUGUUCUAAAAAAAAUGAUAACCUGCAUACUCUAUAAGGAAAGGUAUCGGGGUAUUUUUAAGGACACCUAAGCUGCAAGUACAUUUCAAAAUUGUCAUUUGUCUAUGGCGUGCACACAAUGGCUUUUGUGAGUUAUGUCGCAGAAAUUUGAAUGCCUUUUGCACCAGUGUGCUUUGCGAAUAGCAGAUGGGAAACUGAGAAUCAGACAAUUGAUCCAGUGCAAUUGCAUUGGCAGGGAUUUUUUUCACCUGACUACUCACUCAACAAAAUGUUUUCAAAAUUAUUUAUAUUUUGAAUCGUUGAUAAAGUUUGCGUAAAACUUAGAGGUGUUGUAUCACAAUUAUUCACUUAAGUAUAUGAAUGAGAUAUAUUGUCUUUGUAGCGGAAGAGACAAUUGUCAAAUACAUUGCCAAUUAACUAAUGGGAAUUUAUGAUAAUCACGAGCAGACCAUAAGAAUGUAAAGCAAUAUGGACCAUCAGAGAAAUUAACACCUUUGACAGUAAAACACAAAAAAAUAUUUAAGUACGUGUAAACGGGCAGUUGAAGUAUUCAAAGAGCCCACAAAUGAACAUUCGACGUCUUUGUGUAAGUGGUCAUAUUCACAGCCAAAUUCCUGUCAAAUUUGUGUCAAGUUGAAAGCGAAAGUGGCAAGGAUAAUAGAAAAUGGGACAACACAGAUAUAAUGCAACAGUGCUGUGCAUAAACAGUCAGGUAAGAGCACUUGUUUGAUUUAUUGGUUUUUAUUAUAUACUGUAACGAUUAAUCUUUGCAUUAUUUAAAGUCGUAUUUAAAAAAAAAAUUGGUUGCAUUACAGGGGUCAUAUUUCAUUGACUAACUUCUCACACUGGGACUUAGAUAUAUAUAUGUUGAAAUGUUAGAGCAAUUAGCAGGCAUGGAUGCGAGUUCUGUAUGGAUCUAAUCAACUGUCCCAUCUUUUCUUGGUCACUCCCGUGCAGUCCACGUCUUAAGCGCUUGGAAAUUGGAACAUUGAGCUGCUGAGAACAGCAAGGCAUUUUCCAAAACACAAAGGAUUUUAAAAUAGUGUUUCGUCUCACACUGUCGAUUUGUGUUUCAUAAAACUAUUUAUAUUUUGCAAUGUGACUGCUUUGGUGUCUUGUAACAUCGAUUUAAAUGUUUUAAAUGAAACAAAGAAAUAUAAAUUUGUCAUACCUAGACGAUGUUAAGCAUAUAUGUCUAUCCAUUAAUGAAACAUUUUUUUUUAUUGAAGGCUUUAUUUCAUAAUCUGCUUUCCAUUAUAGUUGUGGGUAAAUAUAGUCAAAGGCACAAUAGUUUAUUUUGUCUAACUCACACGAGACCAGGGUAGUCUGAUUUAUCUGCAAAAGUGACCUGGGGGGCAUUAUUCUGCAAGUAGGGGGGCAAUGAUUGUUAUGUAUAAUCUCGAUUGAGUCAUUUACAGAUAAUUUAUGAAUUUGCCAAAUUUGCACCCUGACGCCAGCAAGCAAUGAGCUAUUCUCGAGCAAAUGACGUCAGGGUACAUCUUAACGUCCACUGUGAAGCGGACCGCACCUAUUAUUACACAACCAUAGUAAUCAGGGCGGCCGCUGGAUUAGAACCGUGAACCUCUGCAACAAGCGGCAAACGUGCUCUCGGCUAGGCCACACCACUGCCUAAGACACAAGUGAUACUGAUAUAGAUGGAAGCUUGACAUCUUCAGUAUUAAAUGAACAAUAGGCUGGCUUGCCAUGUAUGUAUGGAAAUUGGUAGAAUGACAUGCCAGGAAUGUGUAUUGUGCUUCACCGACGACCUAAAAUCUUAUUGGUAAUCAGUAAUGCACAUCUUAGCUUAUAAACUACUGUCCACUCGAGCGAAUUCUUGAGAACACGAGUAAUAUGUGUAGGCAAAGCGGUGGUACCAAUUUCCACCAUCUGCGAAGAUCUAGCUCUUUUGACCCAUUUUAACAAAAUAGGUGUUUGCAUCACGAGGACCUGAGUAGUUGAUUUUUUAGCGCUGACGUCAGGGCACAGAACUGUAAUCUAAGGGUUACAGGUGACACACUCCAUUUUCAUUCCGGGCGCAAUCACAGGAGCAGUACUGACAAGUGUUAGAAUUUCAAUGAUAAAGGAAAUGUCAAAAAUGCUUGGGAUGGCACUCAGAGUUUGUUGAUCUUUUGGCAUAAAACGUUUUGUAAGUAUGCUGCCACCAAUAGUAAGUGCUGCUGUCAAAGUGUACAGGUGGUUCUGAUUUGGUUGUCAUUGAGAAAGCCAUUUUCCCUUUUAUUUGAAUUAUGGGCUCCUUCCAUGCAGUUCUCCAAUGCCUCGGUAUGUGUUUGUGCCUGCAGGCUCCCUAUGGCUUGUCACUGAUAAAACUACCCAACCCCUCCGCCACUUUGAUUCUCAUACUGAUGUUCCCAUAAAAAAAUAAAAACAGCAAUUUGACCACAUCUGCACAGCCCUAGACAUCUAUAAAGGCCACGAAUUUCCAAUCUUGCUGCAAUACAAUAACAUUGUAUGCACAAUGCAUGCUACACUGUAAAAACAUACCCACACACUUUUUUAACAUUUUAUGCAUUCAAUGUUUAAAUUUGAGUUCAGUACAAUGGCAUUACAUAUUAAACAUUAACCACAUUAUUGUGUAGCUGUAGUGCUUGGAUGGAUAUACAUAUACUUUUAAUGUUCCUUGUAGCAUUGAUAAUACAAUCUGGCCUAAACCUUGAUCAAGCCAGAAACAUGAAUAGGAAAACGGGGCGGGCAAACACCGAAACUCCACCUGGCCCAUUUAAUUUACCAAAGCACGUGGAAUAGCCAUUGCAUAAUGUUUCACAUUAGAUCUGCAGGCACAUUGGUGUAAAAGCAAUUAAAGCAAUUACCCCCAACAAACGAAACAAUACCAUGCGAGCAUACAAACACCUUUUGCAUGCUCUAAUUACAUACCUAAUUUGGCAACUGAUAUUCAUAACUAAAAAUGUGUGUGCCAUAGUGCACACAUUCGGGAGGGAGUUUUUUCAUACAUUGCUGAACAGUGACGUUUGGUUUUACAUUCAUCAUCCACAGGUUUAUUGACACUCCUAAUUUCAAAAUAGGCGAUGAAGAGCAUACCUUGCAUAAUUAUAGAAGUGACAUUUGCAUUUAUAUGGCGACAUGAUCACAGGAAAGUGUAGAAAUAUCUAAAUGAAGUUAAAGCUUACUGACCAGUAAUUAAAUGUAUCUGGACUGAUGACAGUAGUCUAUCAAACAUCAACAUUUUUGGCAAAAAAGUUGCAGAAUAAAUCCGUCCGAUCAGUAUAAUAAAAAUUAGUUCAUGAGUUGGGUUUCAAAGAACAGUUACAACUAAACCAUGUUAGGUCUACAAGUAGAAUAUAUGCACAUUUGAGCUGUGGAAGGGACAACAAUGAUAGUGCAAUCGUUGUGUUAACUUACCUGUUGCAACCCUUGGCUUGACAUACUUGUGCUCCAAUAAAUGAUCUUAUUUUGCAUUUGGUGCAGAAUCCAUGAAAAACUUUUUGUUGUUAUACUGAGCAUUGUCUACCGCUGUCAUUAAAAGCAAUGCACACUGUUUUAACCAUCAUAGACGGUAGCAUGGGAUUGGAAAAUGCAUUCAUGUCGGGUGAUAUCUGCGAGUGUACGUUGCUCACAACAGGAUGUGAGCCACUGGAAGAAAGUAGACUUACCUACCUUUGUUCUUUUCAGCUGCACGAUAUACAUCAAAGUUGGACAACAUUGUGAAAUGUCUUAAAAGUUUAAUACAGCUAAUGAGGAAUUCAAUGAUUGUGAACGGCACCAAUAUUGCGGUGCAGGAUUUUACAUUUGUAAUGUAAACCAUCGCAUGUGAUCAAAGGGUGUGAAUUGAAUACGUGAGAGAUGCCAAGGGCACGUGCGAGUCCUAGCUUAUGUAGUAGUCACACUGCAUCCCUUGGUGCAACCGCCACAAUAGUUUACAGGGUGUCCAUGAAGGUAUCAUCCAUUAUCAAAGAGUUAUUAUACAGCAGUUUGAGUUGCAUGGUUAGAUUCUGUACAAAAUAACAUGCCAAAAAACGAACCGCGCGAGGAACAUUCACCAAUGUGCAGAGGAAGCAUUUUAAACUGGAGAUGUUCUGGGAACUCUCAAAUCGCGAGACUGCGUGUUGCCAUACCAGAUAUGUAGAGGUUGAGAUUAUUAGAGGGAUGAAACUCCUACAAUAAAAUGCUUGUACUCCCGAGUGUGUGGGUAUAGUUUUAUUGACCCCCUAUAUUUUAAAAGUAAAAACAAAACACAUGGAAAAUGCUUGGAAUCUGUAAUAUCAUUAGAAAGCUGCUAAUUAAUGGAAAUUAUGCUCAUAAACUACAAAGCACUGCAAACAUAUGCCAGUAAAUGGACGAAAGAAAUAUGUACAUUUAGGCUGUUGCAGUUUUUUUGGUGAAUGUUGAUUUUGUUUGUCCUAUGUUAUUGCAAGCCUGAAAAUAACAAGCAUUAAUUCCUGCAUCGUCCUACGUCAUGCAUAGUAUUUCUACUCUAUACAGUACUGACAUUUUUCUGUGAAGGUUGUUUGACUUUUUGACAUACGUUUUAACCAGCGGUAUCUCAUGUCGAUAGUCAUGCAUUGUAAAUCUGUUUUACCUUGUAAUACUACGGAAAAUAAAUUAAGGAAAAACUCUG